GAGAGGCCGAAGGGAGUGGGGCUGACUGAGCUAACCUUCGCGCUCGCCUCUGAGUGCGGGUUAUUACGGUGUUUUUAAACCUGAGACAGCAUGGCAGUGUUAUGAGUAAAAGUUUCUAGAUGACUUAUUGAUGAGUUUAUAGUACUUCGACCGACUUAGCCAGUUCGCUAAGUGGAAAUGCUGAAGGACCAGGCGUCUUUUCCAGGCGUGGAGUAUUAUUAGCAGGUCAGACGCUGCAACUGUCUCUUCGACAUGGCCAGGAUUUACUCGACUGGAUUCUAACGAGGGAAGAUCCGGUUUCAUAUUUGUAAGAUCAUAACUCCACUCUCCAUGUGUGCCGACUUAUCUUUGAACCCACUCACUCUAAUGCAGCUUAGCUAUGCCUCAUCCUGUCAAACGAUCAAAGAGAGUGAAUCCCACAAUUAAACAAAAUAUUAGAAAGUUGAAGUCAGUUACCGAUAAAAGGCGAGCAGGGAACUCAAACAAUCUCAGAGGGCCAAAAACACGCAAACAGCCUCCAGGAUCCAGAAAGCCCAAAGCAAAGAAACAAGCAACCAGGGUGGUCCAGGAGAGUGCCGUUAGUAAGGCCACAAAUAAAACGGUCCCAGGAAGAGCAAGCAGGACCAAUAGUACAUUUAGCAUCACUGGAUCUAUCAGGUGUACGCGUAGCUCUCAGACCCAGCAUGGCCUGUUUGCAGACCUCGCUGGCAGGAGGAGGUCCCUUCGAGGAAGUCAGUUGUCCCAGAUUGUCCUGCAGGAAGUGAAGUCUCCCGGGAGGGUGGUCACAAAAAAGACCAACAAAGGCCAGGACACCAGGGGACAAGAUACUAUGAAAAACACAAAACCUUCUGACCCCAAAAGUGAUGACCAACAAACAACGGUACUUGUUCCUAACAGGGGGAAUACACCAUUUAACCCAGGCACUAAAGAAACAAUUGUGGAGGGGGACAGAGAAUCACUUGUUCUCAAUGCUGCUAAGGUGCAGGAUGAGGCGACAGUGGUCACCUGUGAAACAGUAGAAAGUGAAAACAAGCCUGGGCCCAUUCAAAACACAGACAAACCAAGCACUGAGUUCAACGAUUUGCUUUUGGAAGCGUGUGACUCAUCCGUUAAGGUGGACUUUGUUUGUGCACUUAAUACCUCAGACCUGACAGUAUCCACGCUUUCUCAAUCACAUGAUCUUGAUGCUCAGAUAACUCCACAGGACUCUCUUCGGCCAGAUGUUUUUGUUGUGCCUCCUGUAAAUGAAUUUCUUAAAGAAUCAGCAGCACUUCAGCACACUGCAGAUCCUACCUUUGCGGCGGACAGAGAGCAUCAGUGCACCUUAGACCUGGAAACCAAAGAUCUGAAAGAAGUUGAUCUGAAAACCAAAGAUGCAAAUGACAGUGCGGAUGAGCUGUACAACAAAAAUGAAGGAGCAUUGUCACUCCUCUCACUGUGCGCAGGUUUUUACUGCAGCACUCUCCCUGGCCUGGAUUGUGAGUCUCAAACGACAUAUUUCUCGAAUAAACUGUUGAGCAGCUCAGAGAGCACCCAGUCCUCUUUUGACACAGAGUCAGAGGCAGGAGGUUCAGGACUGGGUCCAGAAUCUGAGGCAGUAGGUGCUUCUUCACUCCUGGAGGGAGAGUUAUAUCAGAGUUUACCGCAGGUUAAGGAGAGAAGAGAGAGAAAGAAGAGGAGGAGAUGUGGAGCAUGUGUGCCUUGUCUUCGCAGGGUCAACUGUGGACAGUGCAGCUGCUGCUUAAACCGAAAGACUGGCCAUCAGAUCUGUAAACUCAGGAAAUGUGUGGAGCUAAAGAAAAGGCCCUCUUCGAUCCCUGCUGAAGAGGUGAGGUGCAAAGAUCUUUCCGAACCACAGAAAAAGAAUCAAGUCUCCAAGGUUGAGUCACAGGGCAUCUCAGUAAAUGGCAAUAGUUCAGAGCAGAUGGAGGAGGACGUGCCAGAGGAUGAGGCAUGUGACGUAUCUCAAGAACACUCUGCUCCACCUGACUCGCCCACGCCUCUCCAGCACAGCCCUGCACCAAUACCAGCUGAGAGCGAGCUUCGGCCUGCUGUCAGCUACCAUGCACUUCCUACUCACCACGAAUCUUACUCUGGUGCUAAACAUGUAAAACCAAACACUGAGAAACAUACAGAUACCACCAAACCACAGGAACCUAAAAGGACUUUGAACAUGCUCACCAGCUGUCAACCACCUGAUGAACUUCUUAAAAAGAUUAAAAUGGAAGAGCCAAACAUGAUGGUAAAUGAACAGAUUACAUCUCACUUAGGGAGUAGUGUCUACUUUGAAGAUGCUUUGUCGACUCUGGCUACUGUAGUAUGUUCCUCCAUUACCGAUAGGAAGGCUUUGGAGGAGAAGCUAUUUGGUCCACAGACCUCAAAUAACUGUUCUUUUAAAAGUGAAAACGAAGAACCAUAUCAGGGUCAUAAACACCAAGAACAGAAUUUUAACAAUCAAAAGGUUGAUAAUAAUCCUCAUUUAAAAGACUCAGUUGGUAUGUCUUUUCCUAAUAUUCAAUCUUUAGUUGAGCAUAGAAGCAUAAGCAUUGAGCAGGCCAUAGCUAUUGAGGCCUUAACCCAGUUGGGAGCUACCCCAGAAGCAGAGUCCUUUAAAAUAGAUCAUCAAGGUCAAAACCCUGAAAAUCAAAGCACAUUGUCUACAAAUUUUGCAUCAAGUAAGCCUAUAUCUAUUCAAGAAGGUAAAUCAAUAUCAGAGGUUGUUUCCAAUAAAGUCCCAGUAAUUAGUUCAGCGUUGCAUCAGACAUCUGUGAUUUGCAGUCCAUAUAACAGACAAGAAAAUUCCAUUCAUCGCAACACACCUGCCCCGAGGAAACUCUCUUUACAUGACCUCUUAAACGCUAGCUCAGAAUGUGAAAAAAUCUUGCACACCCAAGAGAAUGGAAGAUUAAGUCAAGCACUUUGUAAAACAGAGAGGAUAGAUGGCACUUUUAAAAAGAUCAAACAUGUUGAUAGAACAUAUAGCUCAAGAAGAAGGGAUGAGGAGGAGGUUGCUGCCCAGUUGUUGCAACUUGCAUUCAUGAUUGAAUCACAACACAAGCCAAUAUCUUCUGAAAACAGUCCACCCAAGGGAAUGCCAGUUCAGACCAUAAAAUACAAUCAUCAUGCAAUUGGACAGCAUAUAAAAAGGCAAAGCAAAACAAAAACCACCUCCCCAAGUCCAAGGAUAUCAAGAAAGAGAGCCACUGAGAUUGAGAGAGGCAAUCACAGGAUACCACUAGCCAAGAGAUCCCCCAAUGGCAAAGCACUUCUUAAGAUGAAGGGAAAAAGGGAGGCCUUACAGCAAAAGGCAAAAUUGCACUCCAAAAGAAAUCCAUUUCUGCCCCAGACUCAGAUAGACUUAAAUAAAUACCUAGGACAUGCUAAUAAUGAAAAUAGGCGACUUUUCCAUUUCAGCAACUCCCACAAGAGAGAGCACUUAGACCUACAGGCUCUCAUGAGCGCUGGGAACCAGAACACUCAGCAUUUAAAAACGGACCAUGCAGCUAUGGGUUACUGCCAAGGCAACCAGUGUCAACCAAAUGGACAUUGUCAUAGUCUCACAAAUGGUCACUUAGGUGCUACGCAAGGCCAGAGGCACGAAUGUGAAGAGCAUUUUAUUUCUCAGGUAUCGAAAACCCACAGUAUGCUGAAUAAUGGUGCUAAAUCCCAAGCCCCCUGUGCCAUGCCUAAUGUUCAAAGGCUAGACCCAUCAGUGAGUCCAGGGAGGCAACCUACAGUAAACAUGCUCAACUAUGAGCCGCAACAGACUUCCGUUGGACAGAACGGGUAUUACAAAGUAGAGACAUCCAGCUCUAUGACGGUGCUGUCUGUGUCAGCUCAACAUAUGGAAAAUGGUGAUGUGGAAUGUCCCGAAGAGCACACUCCUACCAAGCAAACACUCAACAGCUUUUUGGAAUCUCCAUUAAAGUUCCUCAGCACCCCAGCCAAAAAUCUGAUCAAAACUCCCUCAAAAAGAACAAUGGACCUCCCCUCCUGUGACUGUAUGGAGCAAAUCAUUGAGAAGGAGGAGGGCCCAUUUUACACGCACCUUGGAUCUGGGCCAACAGUAGCAGCAGUACGGGAGAUGAUGGAGAACAGAUAUGGGGAGAAAGGCAAAGCUGUACGCAUGGAAGUGGUUGUAUAUACAGGAAGAGAAGGGCGGAGUUCACAGGGUUGUCCAAUAGCCAAGUGGGUUAUCCGUCGGGGUAGUGAAGAGGAGAAGCUGCUGUGUCUGGUGCGUCAGCGUGUGGGUCACUGCUGCCAGAAUGCAGUGGUGGUCAUCCUCAUUCUAGCUUGGGAGGGCAUCCCACGCAGCUUGGCUGACAAACUGUACAAGGAUCUAACCAACACUCUUUACAAAUACGGAUCGCCCACCUGCCGCCGCUGCGGCCUCAAUGAAGAUCGUACCUGUGCUUGUCAGGGUCUGGACCCAGAGACCUCUGGAGCCUCAUUUUCUUUUGGCUGCUCAUGGAGCAUGUACUUCAAUGGUUGCAAGUUUGCACGCAGUAAAGUGCCUCGAAAGUUCCGGCUGCAGGGUGACUACCCUGAGGAGGAGGAGAAGCUUGAAAGCAAUUUGCAGAAUUUGGCAGCAGGUGUGGCUCCUGUAUAUAAGAGACUUGCACCUGAGUCUUAUCAAAACCAGGUCAGGGAGGAAGCACAGGGCCAAGACUGUCGUCUGGGCAUAGGAGAGGGUCGCCCAUUCUCUGGUGUGACGGCAUGUGUGGAUUUUUGUGCUCAUGCUCACAGGGACACACACAAUAUGAUCAAUGGGAGUACUGUGGUGUGCACUUUAACUAAAGAAGAUAACCGUGCAGUGAGAAACAUUCCAGAGGAUGAGCAGCUUCAUGUCCUGCCUCUCUAUAAGAUCUCAGAGACUGAUGAGUUUGGGCAGGUGGAGGGACAGACAGCGAAGAUUGAGACUGGAGCCCUGCAGGUGCUUUCUUCCUUUCCUCGAGAAGUACGUAUGUUGCCUGAGCCUGUCAAGUCUGCCCACAAGAGAAGAAUGGAGGCCAAAAGGGAGCGAGAGAAGCUGCGCAACCAGGAAAAAAAACAGGUCACCCCAGCAAAAAUGAAGAAUGAGCCUCUCAAAGGUUUUAAAAGCACUUCACCAUGUGUUAAAAUGGAAGCUCAGAAUUACUGUCCACCAACGGUAUUGCCUCCAGACAUGGAGACACGCUUCUUACAUUUAAUAAAUUCAUCGAACAAUUAUAGCAACACAAACAGUACUCCACAAGUGAGCCCUGGUGAACACACUGCAGCACUUUCUCCCUACUCUCACUGCAACCUGCCUGUCCUUCCCCAGUUUGCAGAACAAAAGCCUUUCAUAAACCAGCAGGAUACACAUUGCUCCUUACAAACCAACUCCCCAGGUUUCAGUAACUAUCAUUUCUCAGUAAAAACAGAACCCAAGGAGGCACAGUGCUUCCAGGGAGGAGCUUCUCCGAGACUUCUUUCCCCAGCCCAGGCCGAAGGUCUUCACACCAGAGUGAACCAAGCACAACCAAGUCUGGACAACAACUACCACCAUGGACCACCCCCAACCCUGCGACCCCUGACUCCGGAAGAGGUUAAAGCUGAGGAGGUUUGGUCAGAUAGCGAACACAACUUCCUGGAUGGGGAUAUCGGUGGGGUCGCAGUGGCACCGUCUCAUGGCUCCAUCCUCAUUGAGUGCGCGCGGCAUGAGCUUCACGCAACCACUCCCAUCUUGCGGCCUAACCGCAGCCACCCCACCCGCAUCGCUCUCGUCUUUUAUCAGCACAAGAGCCUCAAUGCACCAGGCCAUGGUUGGCUCCAGUGGGAGGCCAAGAUGGCUGAAAAGGCCAGGGAGAGAGAGGAAGAGGCUGAGAGGCUGGAAUCUGAGGCUGUAAAUGGGGGAAGAUCAAAGGCACUUAAGAGAGAAUCGGAAAGUGAAGAGGAUGAUGCAUGGCAAGAUGUUAGGGAGGAGCUAAAGGUCCCUACUCGGCAAUCAUUAACAGCUACUCGGGAGAAAAUCAUCACAACAUCCCCAUAUGCUCUUACUCAUGUCACUGGGCCUUAUAACCGCUGGACGUGACCGUGGCCAUGCCACUUUUAGCUAAUGCCUUACCUCAGUCAGAUAUCUCUGUUUUUAACACAUGCUUUUUUACUUUUCGCUCUACAUCUCAGCUUUUUGAUGAUGCUGACUACAUUUGUCAGUUUUUAACUGUGAGAUUUGGUGUCUAUGUUUUUUUUCUUUCUUUCUUAAGAGAUGGUGCUCAAAACAGAUGUUUUAAAAGCUGGUUUUAUAAAAGGAGAUGGAAUUAGUGCAUAGAAGAUGUGACUAUUUAUUCUGAAUGGUGUUUGUUUGUUUGUUUGUUUUGGCAACAAUUUAUAUUUAAUUUCUGGUCCAAGCCUGUUUACUGCAAUAUUACAGUGUCAACCUGAAAAUCAUGUGUGUAGUAAACACUUGAGAAUUGGCAUUGUAAAAUGUGAAUUCUAUUGUUUAGUUUUUUUUGUUUUAGCUUGGGUGCUCUUGUCUAAAAUUCAAUAGUUGCUGUUUUAUGGUGCCAUUGUAGCAGUAACUUUGAAUAACCACAAAAUUACUUACAUUACUAUUUUAAAGUAUUGUGACACAGUUGGUUGUUGGAUAGAUUUGAACAUGUAGCAUUGGUUUUUAUCCUGUAAUGAAGGUACAUAGAUGCUGAAUUAUUCCCAUUACACAUUGCAUAGUUUGAAAAAAAAAAAAAACGCACUUUGAGACAACUUGACUUUUGAAAUGUCCUGUAUGCACAGUUUUUGUUUAUAAGUGACCUCCUCCAUCCAGUAUCUGUAUAUUUGCUUUUCAAGUUGGUUUGGAACCCAUUCAGGAUUUCUUUUGGAAAACAUGCUCAUGAAAGCAAUAAUCAUGGAAGGUUAUAUGCUGCAUUUUGAUAAUGUGUGAAAUCUAAACCAUUUUUAUUACUGGAAUUUGCAUUAAAUAAAAUAUUACUAGUUUCCCGAUUGUUUAGGUUUUUCAGCUUACAGAGAGUUUGAAACAAGACUUGAAACAGCAUUUUAUAGAAUCUGACAUACUAUUUUGUCACAUAUAUGUGCUAAAAUGCAUUUAUAGGUUUACUGUAUGUUUCUCCAUGGUGCUUUUUUUUCGAAAACCUACUAUAUAUCCAAUUGAUAGUAGAUCAUUUUAUUUUAUUUUUAAUUUAUGGCAUUUUUAUUUGAAAUAAAUCUUGCCAUGUUUUACAACUUGGAUUCUUUUAAAAUGUCUGAACAUUAGGUGUUUUUUUGUUUGUUUGUUUGUUUUAACCAGAAUAUUAGGCAUUGUUAUUGCAAUUUAGGGACUGCUAGGGUUUUUCCUUAAGGUGCUUAAAGUUUACUGUGUAAAUGUAGUAUAUUAUGAUGCAUUCCCAGAACUUUUAUAUUGACACCAUUUAUGUAUAGGAAAAAAAAAAUUUCUUCAUGCCAGCUUUGUCAAAUCACCUUUUAUAGUUUUUUCCUUACUACAAAAGCUGAGAAAGUUCUUAGAGAAAUUCAAUAGGAUCGUCUGAAGACACAAAGUGGCAUGGAUAUAUUCAUUCUAGUGUACACACUUCCAAUUAAAGCUACUUUUGAUGAACAAAGAAAGUGUUGCAUUUG
This is a messenger RNA of Clarias gariepinus (North African catfish), 7587 nucleotides long. RefSeq names its product tet methylcytosine dioxygenase 1 (gene tet1). The transcript is spliced from 12 exons. The coding region runs from base 380 to 6052 and encodes 1890 amino acids. The record is from RefSeq and is a predicted model, not a curated record. Gene Ontology annotation, cellular component: nucleus. Gene Ontology annotation, biological process: positive regulation of transcription by RNA polymerase II; oxidative demethylation. Gene Ontology annotation, molecular function: DNA binding; DNA 5-methylcytosine dioxygenase activity; zinc ion binding. NCBI's taxonomy places the organism in Eukaryota, Metazoa, Chordata, Actinopteri, Siluriformes, Clariidae.